CCAAUUCCACCUCACCACCCCUCUUUCUUCCCCAUAAAUACAGCCCUUCCCUUCCUCUCAGUCUCCACGCUCUACUCUCACCUUCUCCCACCUUCUGCUACCUUCUCCUGAACCCCCCUAGCUCUUCUCUUUGCCUAGUGUUUUUCUGCUAUAACAUUUAUGACUAAGGACGUUGAGGUUGCGGAGCAUGGGUCCUUCUCCGCCAAGGACUACCAUGACCCACCGCCGGCGCCGCUGUUCGACUCAGUCGAGGUCACUAAGUGGUCCUUCUACAGGGCCCUGAUUGCGGAGUUCAUUGCCACGCUGCUCUUCCUUUACAUUACGGUGCUGACAGUCAUCGGCUACAAGAGCCAGACUGCUGGGGGUGACCCAUGCGGGGGUGUUGGCAUUCUGGGCAUCGCUUGGUCUUUUGGUGGCAUGAUCUUUAUCCUUGUUUACUGCACUGCCGGCAUUUCUGGGGGACACAUUAACCCGGCGGUGACCUUUGGGCUGUUCCUGGCCCGGAAGGUGUCGCUGAUCCGAGCAAUAUUGUACAUGGUGGCUCAGUGUCUUGGAGCCAUUUGCGGUGUGGGUCUCGUCAAAGCCUUCCAAUCUGCUUACUAUGAUCGCUACGGGGGCGGUGCCAACGAGCUCUCCACCGGCUACAGCAAAGGCACCGGCUUGGGCGCUGAGAUCAUCGGAACUUUUGUCCUUGUCUACACCGUCUUCUCUGCAACUGACCCCAAGAGGAGUGCCAGAGACUCCCAUGUUCCUGUUCUGGCACCUCUUCCAAUUGGGUUUGCCGUGUUCAUGGUUCACUUGGCCACUAUUCCCAUCACUGGCACCGGUAUCAACCCUGCCAGGAGUUUGGGGGCUGCUGUUAUCUACAACAAUGAGAAGGCCUGGGAUGACCAGUGGAUCUUUUGGGUUGGACCCUUCAUUGGUGCAGCCAUUGCAGCCUUCUACCACCAGUUCAUAUUGAGAGCUGGAGCUAUCAAGGCUCUUGGGUCAUUCAGGAGCACCCCUCGUGUGUGAUUUGCAGAGCCAUUUUGAUUCCUUCUUCCACUGUUUUUGGGGGUGAAGAAAAAGAAUUUGGAAGAAGGAGAAGUGAUCGGAAUUGGAAGAAUAAUUAUGGAGGUUGUUAUUGAUGUGUAUUAUGAGGGCAUGAAAUUGUAGAUACCAUCUCUAUGGAAAUAGGAAGCUUUUUGUAUUCCUCCCUUAAGCACUUUUCUUUUAAUCCACUUCAUGCUUAUCUUUUCCUAGUUUUCUCUUUCAUUGUUUGCUCAUGCUUGAACAAAAUUCUGUGUUGUGGCUUUGUCUUGUUGGAAGUAAAGGGCUUUAUUUUGUUUUUUUA
This is a messenger RNA of Vitis riparia (riverbank grape), 1333 nucleotides long. RefSeq names its product probable aquaporin PIP2-5. Gene Ontology annotation, cellular component: plasma membrane. Gene Ontology annotation, biological process: transmembrane transport. Gene Ontology annotation, molecular function: water channel activity. The transcript is spliced from 4 exons. The coding region runs from base 160 to 1014 and encodes 284 amino acids. Lineage: Eukaryota; Viridiplantae; Streptophyta; Magnoliopsida; Vitales; Vitaceae. The record is from RefSeq and is a predicted model, not a curated record.